Messenger RNA from Colletotrichum destructivum, 2747 nucleotides. Its product is annotated as Putative histidine phosphatase superfamily, clade-2, histidine acid phosphatase active. Bases 730 to 2637 code for a protein of 635 amino acids. The record is from RefSeq and is a predicted model, not a curated record. Lineage: Eukaryota; Fungi; Ascomycota; Sordariomycetes; Glomerellales; Glomerellaceae. The transcript has 10 exons. Gene Ontology annotation, molecular function: acid phosphatase activity.
CCUCUCUAACCUCUCUCGUGAGCUCCGGAGGCCUAGAUCGAACGACGUCUUCGUCACGACUUCAUCCUCUCCUGCGCGGCCUGUCCUGCGCACAACAACUCUCCUGACCGCUGUUUUGCUUGCUUCGUUCAUUUUGAUUUUCACUUCCUCGUAUCCCGCGAUUCCCGUUCUGCAGCUGCCUCGAACCACAUUGUCCAUGAGAGUGGCCAAUUAGGAGGAACCCAAGGGAACGAGAUCCGAGUCGCAUCUUUCUGCUGCAUCACACGACUGCCAGUCACAGAAUCAGCAUCGGCUACACACCCAUCCAUCAAUCCAUCCGCCACUCUAUCUGCAGGCGCACCCCCACGACCUCCCGCGUUAGCGUGCACGCCCUCUCUGCUCUCCCGCCUCUUCGCCGCCUGCUUCGGAAGCUGCAUGCAACCUACGGAUACAGCCUCGGCUGUGAAACGUGCCGUUGUCUGACGUGUCUCUUGCGUUAAUUUCUCUACUCGGGACUGCGUAUUAUCUCCACGCCGACCUGUGUUUGUGUAUCCGUGCCCCCGCGUGUGUGUUGGUGGAGUACUGUACCAAACGGAGCAGCCUGUUGUUUCUCCCAAUCGAACGGCAGCGUUCGACGGACCGUCGAUCCCGGCGCGGUUUCUCUCAGGUCCCACUGCGACGUGGAUCGUUUACUACGUUGGCCUUGGGCACUGAUUGUCGAGCUUCUCUCCCCAGCUUCAAGCGGCGACCAUGGCGCCUCGUCAGGGAGGCUACCUGCGCGUCCCCGGACAGGAGGAGCACUAUUCUCAGCAGAACCAACAGCAAUCGUCGCCCCGCCGCAGCCGCUCCGGCUCCGCUGGCCGGCGAAAGAAGCCGUUGCCAAGUGAGAAACCGCUCCCGGCCCUCCCCCCACUGACGUCCACCCACACGGCGGGCUUUGUCGACGUCGACCUCAGCGGCGGCAUCGCCAACACGCCCAGCAGCCGCCGGCGUGCCACCAUUGCCAUCGCCUUGGCCCUCGCCGUUGUGGGGUGCAUGCUCGCCUUCGUCGUCCUGGGCUUCGCCUGGGACGGCGGCAGCGUGCAGAGGGGUCCUGGCGUGCUCGGCAGCCUGAAGAAUCUGGACGACUGCCCCUGCAGGCCGGACGACAAUGUACCGCAGUACUUCCGGACGAGCCCCGAAUUGUGGGCUGGUCCGACAGCGACUGGGAAGCCUGCCUUCAUGGCGCAGACGAGGGUCCUGCCGACGGGGACGUAUGUGCCGAACCAGCCGUUGCAGACGGAUAUCCCGAUCGAGGGCAUGGGGAGUAAGAAUGAAAGCAUUUUCAACAUGAUGGGGUUCCUCACACCGUACCAGCCGAGUCCUGGGUUCGGGGUGGAUGAGUACGCCUUACCUCCUGGGGCAGAUAUUGUCCAAGUUCAGAUGCUUUCCCGGCAUGGCUCCAGGUAUCCAACCACCGGAUCUGGUGUUGCCAGUUUCGGAGAGCGCAUUGCCAAAGCUGGAAAGAAGCUCAAGGCGAAGGGAGUCUUGGAAUUCCUAAACAACUGGAAGUAUCAGCUAGGCCAUGAGAUCCUGGUACCCAAGGGACGCCAGGAACUGUUUGAUUCUGGCAUUCUGCACUCAUACAUGUACUCUUCCUUGUACAAUCCCAACAGCAAGAUCAUCGUGCGGACCACGACACAGGACCGAAUGCUGAAGUCGGCCGAAUAUUGGCUGGCUGGUUUCUUUGGUCUGGAGUGGACCAACAACGCCACCAUCGAGGUUAUCAUCGAACAAGACAGGGCCAACAAUUCGCUUGCUGGGUAUUUGAAUUGCCCCAACGCCCGCAAGCAUAACGGAGGCAACGAUGCUGCCAAGGUCUGGAUCUCGAACUAUCUGACUAACGCUACUGCUCGCCUGCGGGACAUGGCAGAUGGAUAUGACUGGACCAUCGACGACACCUAUGCGGCUCAGACCAUGUGCCCCUACGAGACUGUCGCCUACGGUUUCAGUCGGUUCUGCGAUCUGUUUACCUACGAGGAGUGGGUGGGAUUCUCGUACUCUAUUGACCUCAUGUUCGCCGGCAACAACGCCUUCCAGAACCCUACAGGUCGCGCCGUGGGUAUUGGAUACCAACAAGAAGUCAUCGCUCGCCUCCAGAACCACACUCUGGGCUACUCGGGGUCGCAGAUUAACGUCACACUGGACAACAACACUGUCACCUUCCCGCUGAACCAGAGCCUCUACUUCGACUUUUCCCACGACACGAACAUCGCCUCCAUCCUCACGGCCUUCGGGCUGAAGCAGUUUUCGCAGCUGCUCCAGCCAACCCAGUACCCGGGCCCGCACAACUUCACCGUCUCGCACAUCACGCCAUUCGGGGCGCGUCUCGACAUCGAAAUCAUCAAGACGCCCAAGCCGUUCAAGGCCGACCGGUCGGGCUACGAUGAGAAGGGCGGGGAGACCAAGUACGUCCACUUCAUCCUCAACCAGAGGACAGUGCCGCUUGGGUGGAGCUUCCCCGAGUGCGACGUCGAGAGGAAGGACGGGUGGUGCGAGUUUGAGACGUUCUUGCAGGUGCAGCAGGGAAUGCCCGAGUUGGCGGACUAUGACAAGGCGUGUCAUGGGGAUAUCGAGACGGUGCCGUAUGGGGUUGUGUACGAUGGCAGGCCCAUGUAAGAGGGGUUUCUCAUGGGGCAGGGACGGCGGUACGGCCGCUCAAAACAAUCCUUAGCAAUCGGUCACACAUUAUGGAGACUGGACGGAAGGUCGUAGUGUAAUAUACAGAA